This is a messenger RNA of Penicillium atrosanguineum, 1050 nucleotides long. Its product is annotated as DUF92 domain-containing protein. The coding region runs from base 1 to 1050 and encodes 349 amino acids. NCBI's taxonomy places the organism in Eukaryota, Fungi, Ascomycota, Eurotiomycetes, Eurotiales, Aspergillaceae. Gene Ontology annotation, cellular component: membrane. The record is from RefSeq and is a predicted model, not a curated record. The transcript is spliced from 4 exons.
AUGAAGCCCAUUAUUGGCCUCACAGCAGUUGCUGCACUUGUCUAUCGAGCCUGGGCUCGCAAAUCGCUCACCCCUCUUGGCUUGGUGGUCGCCGCGAUCUCCGCGACCGCCCAUGCCCUCCACCCGUGGUCAACACCGUUUUUGCUGCUCGCGAUAUUCUACUAUGGCGGAACCAAGGCUACCAGGGUAAAACACGAUGUGAAAGCGCGCUUGACCCUUUCGGCGACCGGCACUGAAGGUGGCGAAGGACCGCGAAACCACAUCCAGGUGCUGGCAAACUCGGGCGUUGCGAUGAUAUUGAGCAUUGUACACACAAUGGUCCUAGCCAGAUCGCCCGCGCAGUCGUGCUUCGGCCAUAGCUCCGCAGAUAUUUUAAUGGUGGGGGUGGUAGCGAACUAUGCCGCCACCGCUGCCGAUACAUUCUCUUCUGAACUGGGAAUUCUCUCCAAAUCGAGCCCUCGCCUUAUUACAUCCCUCACUCUCCGUCAAGUGCCGCCGGGUACCAAUGGCGGCGUGACUGCCUGGGGUCUUGUUGCUGGCCUGUUGGGAUCUUUCACAAUUGCUUUGACAUCUGGCAUUUUUCUUCCAUUUUGCGCCGAGUCGAGUAUCCAGGACCGUCUAGUGUGGACGGUGGCUAUCUCAUUCUGGGGUCUGAUGGGAAGUGUCUUGGACAGCGUGCUGGGCGGACUUUUACAAGCCAGUGUUGUGGAUAAGAGGAGUGGCAAGGUUGUCGAAGGAAGUGGCGGCAGAAAGGUCCUCAUUCACCCGGGAUCCACCAAAGGGGCGCCCACCAUUGGCAUCUCGGAGUCAGCCGAGUCAGCGGGAAGCGCCCGACUGCGCAAGACCGAGGCUGUUGUGGACACGGUAACUCUACAGGGAAAUCAAGCCGGGCAAGCUCACGAAGGUCACGAGAGCCGGCGGAUUGAAACCGGCCAUGAUUGGCUGGACAACAAUGGAGUGAACACUCUUAUGGCGGCUCUCAUGAGCUUGGGGGCCAUGUGUAUAGCACAGUGGGGUUGGGGCGUGGAUGUGCGUGAACUGUGGGUUUAG